Molecule: messenger RNA, 387 nt
Organism: Echinostoma caproni
Lineage: Eukaryota; Metazoa; Platyhelminthes; Trematoda; Plagiorchiida; Echinostomatidae
Source: the annotation of a GenBank genome assembly
AUGCGUCCAAACUCAGUCGCUGGUCCGCUCUAUCUGCCUGAUCGGGGUAUCCGUUGUCGGGAGACAAAAAAGUACUACGAUGAACUAGGGCGAUAUAAUCCGCCGGUGUUUGCUGUAGUCGAACGAUUCAAGCGCCUUCGUUGGGGUGCGUUUAUUCAUGCUCGACCCGGUCGAAAGAAGCAUUUGUAUCGUAAACCGGAAUUACUACGAGAAAAAUUACAAGAACACAUUCUGACCAAUCGAGCCACAUCAUUCAUGCUAAACAAUAUGUUAAAUGAGGAGUGGCGACUACCAAAAUACUAUCCGGACGAUAUUUACGAACCUUAUCAUCAACGUACCGGUGUACCUUGGGAUUACGGUCUACGAAAACGAAAAUUCUUCCCCUAA